AAGGGGGCAGGCAGACAGCCGCAGCAGGCACGAGCGCGAGGAGGAGGCCAUGGGAGCCUAACUACAGCGGAAAGAGUCCGGAGUCCGCAACUAACUUUGGCGGAAAGUGUUUGUCGUCUCCUCAAAAACUUAAAUCGAACGUUUUACGGGUAACAAAACAAAACACACACAAAAAAGCAGAAUGAGCCUGGACAAAGCCGAGCUGUGUGAUUCACUUCUCACAUGGUUGCAGACAUUUCAGGUGCCAUCAUGCAACAGCAAGUAUGACCUAACAAGUGGAGUGGCCAUCGCACACGUCCUAAACACAAUAGACCCCUCUUGGUUUAAUGAUACCCGGCUGGGUAGGAUCAAAGAGGAGAGCGGGGACAACUGGCGCCUCAAGGUCCGCAACUUGAAAAAGAUUCUCAAGAGCAUGCUGGAAUAUUACCAUGACAUACUGAGUCACCAGGUGUUGGAAGAGCAUUUGCCAGAUGUGAAUCUCAUCGGUGAGAUUGGGGACGUCACUGAGCUGGGAAAGCUGGUUCAGCUCGUGUUGGGCUGUGCUGUCAGCUGUGAGAAGAAACAAGAGCAAAUCCAGCAGAUAAUGACACUUGAGGAAUCUGUCCAGCAUGUUGUCAUGACAGCCAUUCAGGAGCUUUUAUCAAGAGAGACUUCAUCUGAACCAGGAAGCCCAGAGACCUAUGGAGACUUUGACUACCAGUCACGAAAGUAUUAUUUUCUAAGUGAGGAGGCAGGUGAAAAAGAGGAUCUUCGUCAGCGUUGUCGAGACCUUGAACAUCAGCUGUCAGUGGCCUUGGAGGAGAAGUUGUCGCUCCAAACAGAGACUUGUUCCUUAAAGGAGAAGCUGAGCCGCUGCGACUUGCUGGACAUCCCAAGCACUGCCAUCACUGGCAAGAAGCUGCUACUGUUGCAGAGUCAGAUGGAGCAGCUCCAAGAGGAGAACUACAGAUUGGAGAAUAGUCGGGAUGACAUGCAUCUACGUGCGGACAUGCUGGAGCGCGAAUUGGCCAACGUACAGCAAAGGAACGAAGAUUUGACCAGUCUAGCACAAGAAGCACAAGCCCUCAAAGACGAGAUGGAUAUUCUGAGGCACUCAUCCAACCGGGUGAACCAGCUCGAAACUUUGGUGGAGACUUACAAGAGGAAGCUGGAAGAUCUGGGUGACCUGCGCAGACAAGUGCGCCUCCUGGAGGAGCGCAACACUGUGUACAUGCAGCGCACCUGCGAGCUGGAGGAGGAGCUCCGCAGGGCCAACGUCUUUCGUACUCAGCUGGACAACUACAAGAAACAGGCUCACGAGCUUCAGACAAAGCACCAGGCCGAGGCCACGAAAGCUGAGAAGUGGCAGUUUGAGUAUACGAACCUUUAUGACAAAUAUGAUGCACUCCAGAAAGAGAGAGAACGUCUGAUGUCUGAGAGGGACACACUUCGUGAGACAAAUGAUGAGCUGAGGUGUGCGCAAGUCCAACAGAAGUGUCUCGGUGGUGCAGGAGGCUUGUGUGACAAUGAGGCCACAGUAGGAAACCUCGCUGCAGAGAUGAUGCCCACUGAGCUUAAGGAGACAGUGGUGCGCUUACAGAGUGAAAACAAGAUGCUGUGUGUCCAGGAGGAAACCUACAGGCAGAAAGUAGUGGAGGUGCAGGCUGAGCUAGAGGGGGCUCAGCGGAGCAAGAAUGCUCUUGAAACCCAAAAAAGGCUGCAACAGCAGCAGAUCGCAGAGCUGCGUUCUCAGAUUGAGGGGCUUCAGAAAGCACUUCAAGAGCAGGACAACAAGACUGAGGAUUCUUCCUUAUUGAAGAAGAAGCUGGAAGAGCAUUUGGAGAAGCUCCAUGAAGCUCACACUGAUCUCCAAAAGAAAAGAGAAGUCAUUGAUGACCUAGAGCCCAAGGUGGACAGCAGCAUGGUAAAGAAGAUAGAUGAACUCCAGGAGAUCCUGCGGAAGAAGGAUGAGGACAUGAAACAGAUGGAGGAGCGAUAUAAGCGCUAUGUGGAGAAGGCAAGAACGGUGGUAAAGACGCUCGAUCCAAAGCAACAGCCAUUGACUGUCGCUCCUGACAUUCAGGCCUUGAAGAACCAGCUGACAGAGAGAGAGAGAAAAAUCCAUCACCUGGAGCGUGAUUAUGAGAAGAGCCGGUCCAGACAUGACCAGGAAGAGAAACUCAUCAUUAGCGCUUGGUACAACAUGGGAAUGGCCUUGCAUCAGAGAGUGGCGGGCGAGAGGCUGAGCCCGCCUAACCAAGCCAUGUCCUUCUUGGCCCAGCAGAGGCUGGCCACCAACGCCAGGAGAGGCCUCACUCGACUGUACCCAAGAUGAGUCUUGAAAGGAAACCUCCAGAGAGAAUGCCUCACCCCCAACUCCCAUUUGUCUCUGUGCCUUUUGCUGUUUCACGGUACAUGCCCCAUGGUGGCCUAACAGGGUACUGUGAUGAUUUCCAGAGGAGUGAGUAGCUGUUUACUCAUGUUAAAAGAACAAUAACUGGAGCACAAGGACCACGGGGGGAGGGCUGUCACACCUUUUAAGGCAACUUUUAUUUCUUUGUUCUUUUGGAGAACGGUACACUUUUUUUUGUUUAGUCUUUUUUAAUUGGAUUUUAAGCUCAAUAGAGUUAGUGUUGUCAGAAUUCUAGUUAAGAUUUGGUGGGUGAGAGGAUUUUUUAAGAGGUCUGCUGAAAAUCAUGCUGCCCAUUGAGGAAGAAUCGAAAUGUGGCCUUGGACGUGAAGCUACACUGGAAUACCUCCAUUUAUACACUGUACAACCACUUGAACUACACUUAGUUUGGUGCAAUUUUUCCUGUUCCUGCUCAUCCCGUCCCUCAUGUGAAUGAGCUUAAUCUGCGGGAGAGAAUAUUUCCUGUCUUGUUUUCACUUGAAUAAGAACUUUCAUAUGAGCUGCCAAAAGCACAUUCCCAUAGCAAUGGGUUCGUCGAGUGCCUUCAGAAAGACUCCAAAUCCUUCCUGUGUGGUUAAAAAUGAAGUAUGGGAUAUUUACAGUGCGCUAACGUUGUCCUUCCAUUUGUUGUAAUUUUCUGUAUGUUAGUCGAACAGCAUGUCACACUGCAUGUUUUUCCAUUUGUUAGCUUUAUUUGCAUGUGAUUAUCAUAAGUUUAAUAUGUGGGGGGGGGGGGGGGGGUUCUUCCCCAUUUGAAGCAGGGUAAUGGCUGUGGGUCAAACCUAAAUGCACUCACCACUUUUAGACUCUACAUAAAUGUGAAUGUCGGCAGUUGAAGGCCUCCAAAUUCAUCACAAGUACACAGUGACGGACCUGUCGCAACACUAAAAGCUUGUUUAAAGUUGAAUUGAGCUCCUUACUACGCAGGAAUGUAUAUGUGGAAUUUGUCUAUUCGCAAGAUAGCUGUGUACCUACAAAUGGCACUUUUAUCGUCACUGCAUAUUUUAUACAGAUGAGCUAAUUUGAGCGUUUAAUAAUACAUCCCAUGUCAAAGCUGCUGCUUAGUCUUGUCCUUCAUCCCUGUCAAAAUAUGCUGUUGUCUUUAAUGACCAAAAUUUCCGUGUGCACAUUUUUUGUGGUUCAUCAUUGAGUUAGUAUGUUUGGCAUUUGCAUGUUUCCUUGUUUUAUAAAAACUUGGUCAAGCUCAAGAUCAUAGCAUACUGUUCUUCACAUGGGGAUCUGGCAAGUUUAACAUGUAGCCUUUGUCCUUUCUACUUUUGCGCUACAAAUAAAUGGGAGUUUAAGACAAAA
Messenger RNA from Phycodurus eques (leafy seadragon), 3700 nucleotides. It is a transcript of the gene hook2, whose product is annotated as hook microtubule-tethering protein 2. Gene Ontology annotation, cellular component: cytoplasm; centrosome. The record is from RefSeq and is a predicted model, not a curated record. Gene Ontology annotation, molecular function: dynein light intermediate chain binding; microtubule binding. NCBI's taxonomy places the organism in Eukaryota, Metazoa, Chordata, Actinopteri, Syngnathiformes, Syngnathidae. Gene Ontology annotation, biological process: cytoskeleton-dependent intracellular transport; cytoplasmic microtubule organization. The transcript is spliced from 22 exons. Bases 182 to 2314 code for a protein of 710 amino acids.